Molecule: messenger RNA, 807 nt
Organism: Alternaria conjuncta
Lineage: Eukaryota; Fungi; Ascomycota; Dothideomycetes; Pleosporales; Pleosporaceae
Exons: 2
Coding region: 1-807 (268 amino acids)
Source: RefSeq, a predicted model, not a curated record
AUGUCUUCGGCUAGGGCAUCUUUAAACUCGGUAACAUUCGUACUUGCAGGUCGAACAACACUGUCAGAGCAUUGCCCUACGGAGCACGUCGAAGUCGAUCUCGCCGUCGCUGAACGCUCGCCGUACCUUCGCAUCUAUCUUCCACACCAUGUGCGCGAUGACCGACCUCUCUUACCCAUUCAGCUCGGCGACAUCGAUCCAGCGGGUUUCAAGCUUUAUAUCGAAUGGCUCACAUCCGGGAUUGUCAAGUUCUCUGAUCAACGAUCCCUCCAGCUGGACUCCUGCGUCGACUUGAUCUACGCGCACAUCGUUGGCUCCACAUUCUCGCAACCGUACUUCCAAGACUACAUCAUCGACAAGCUAGCGUCUAUUCUUGACCCCGCGCAAACGUUCGAUCAGAAGAUUCUCGAAAUGCUGUAUUUGGAAAAGCACGCGUCGACAUUACUGCGAAAGUUUGUUACGGACAAGAUGUUCGCGUAUGAUAGGAGAAUGCUGGGUAUGCUACGAAAUUCUGUGGAGGAUAUCGUGACGGGAAGUAGUGAUGUGAAGGGAUGCGAGUAUCAUAUCCAUGAUGACGGAGUGUGUUAUAGGCAUAGAAGGGCUGGCGAGUUUGAGCAGACGGACAAGGUAAACGCAGUGGGAGGGAAGAAGUGGAGUAUUGACGAUGAUCCGGAACUAAAUGCCAUGGCAGCACAGUAUUUGGGCAAAACAAUGACCCCUUCGACAAUAGACAAGUCACCAAAGAUUCCCGCCACCAAGCACCGUCCAUCGACAGGAAAGCGUCGACCUCAGUUCUGGAAUGUCUAG